CCCGAACUUAAGAUACAACUAGGAAAGAAGAAACAUACUUCAUGUUGUCCUGUUUGCUUACCCAGAAAAUGCAUGAAAGUAGCGACCCUGCAAUUAAGCUCUUCGGAAUGAAGAUUCCAUUGCAGGUUGAAGGCCGGGAUACUGCCAUUUCCGCCCACGAUUCUGUCUCAAGUGCGGCCAUUGAUGCCAAGAAAGGAGGAGGAGACGACGGAGGACAGAAGAGACGACAAGAUGAUGAACCCGACAAGGAAUCUCUAAUUGGAAAAGUCAGAGAUAGCCCUGAAGAGAAAGAGCCUGAACUCCUUCCGGAGGCAAGCGUGAAGCCGAGCACACCAUCGAUGGACGAAGAAGCUGCAAAAUCUUCAAAGAAUGACGAUGGAACCAACGCGCAGGAGAAAAUCCUGAAGAAGCCAGAUCAAGUUCUUCCGUGUCCUCGCUGCAACAGCAUGAACACAAAGUUCUGUUACUACAAUAACUACAACGUCAAUCAGCCUCGCCAUUUCUGCAAAUCCUGUCAAAGAUACUGGACAGCUGGUGGCACCAUGAGGAACGUUCCAGUGGGUGCAGGGCGGCGAAAGACCAAAAACAACUCCUCUCAUUAUCGCUACAUCACCAUUAACGAAGCUCUUCGAGUAGCCAGAAUUAGUGCUCCUAAUGGAACUAAUGGAAAACUUCUCAGCUUUGGAUCAGAUGCGCCCAUGGGUUCUAUACUGAAUCUAGCAGGGAACAAAAUUGUUUCUCAAAGCACCCGAAAUGGGUUCCAUAAUCACAUCUUGGAGAAUCGGAGAAACACAUCUUCCAUAGAAGAAAGCAAGAAAAAAAUCCUCCAAAGCUCUUGUGUUCCUAGUGUUCCCUGGCCUGUCACUCCAGGUUUUCCUACCCUGUCAGUUAAUCGGAAGGCAAAUCUUCCCAGGUUUUCCACGAACUUUUCUUCCCCAACCUUAAAUUCAUCGAGCUUUGGUCCGAAUUCUCCGAUAUUAGGAAAGCGCAAGAGGGAUGGGGACGUGCUUGAGCCAGGGUAUCUGCAAAAAGAGGAACCAUCGAAACAGAGAAGCGGCUCUGUUUUGGUGCCUAAAACACUGAGAAUUCAUGACCCAAUUGAGGCUGCCAAGAGUUCAAUAUGGGCUACCUUAGGAAUAAAGAAGGGAUCAUUGAAUGGUGGAAGCAUGUUUGAGGCGUUUCAAUCGAGGAAACAUCAUGGGAUUGAAAUCUCUUCGGUGUUAAGCGCCAACCCAGCAGCUUUGUCUAGAUCCGUUUACUUUCAUGAGAACACGUGAAUUAGCAGUUCGUGGGAUACAUACUAGUGAUUCUCUGGGUUAUUGAAUUACUGUGAAGUAGGCCAAAAAGACUAAUUUGGAAAGUAGCUUUAGGUGAAGUGGAGAUGAACAGAUAAUAUUAUAUGUAGGUUUUACAGAGAACACAAUCCAUUUCUCGUGUUUAUCUCCAUCUUCAAUUCACUUGAGGUGAUUUCAAAAUAUCCAAAUUAGCAAGGGAGAGACCAUGAACAUCUUUCAUGGAGAGUAGAGUUCAAUUCAGUAUAUAUUAUGUGGCCCCUGCAUUUUUAGUGUUAGUUUGUAGAGUUUGAACAUGUUAGGAUAAUAAUUAUUAUUGUGAUA
Neltuma alba is the source of this 1616-nucleotide messenger RNA. Its product is annotated as cyclic dof factor 1. Gene Ontology annotation, molecular function: DNA binding; DNA-binding transcription factor activity. Gene Ontology annotation, biological process: regulation of DNA-templated transcription. The record is from RefSeq and is a predicted model, not a curated record. The transcript has 2 exons. Lineage: Eukaryota; Viridiplantae; Streptophyta; Magnoliopsida; Fabales; Fabaceae. The coding region runs from base 42 to 1277 and encodes 411 amino acids.